UAUAUGAAAAAUAGAAAAUCCAACAAUUAGACAGGUCAAUAACCGGUCCCGGGCGAGAAUCCCCAAACUUUAUUCCAGUUAAGCCUCACUUCCAAAAUUCGCACGCAUCCAUCGUCUUUCGGCAGCCAAUCUGACCUCUGGAGAAAGCGAAAUGGUUUGCCUAGCUUGUUUGUUGCCGCUGUUUCUCGUCCCAAUUGUCAAUUUAUUGCCUCUCCUCUUCGAUAUCAUUAUGGCAAAGGUGUAUAGGUUGUUUGGAUGGGAAUAUCAGAAGCCGGAGAGAGCACCCCCUGCUUGUCCUAUCAAACCCUCCGCCUCUAAAACCGGCACCAUCAGUUCUGUUACAGAUAAAGACAACCUUGCUGCGCCAGAUCAAUCACGAAAGUCAGUAGGAGUGGAUGAUAGCAAGCAGGAUUGAAACCAGCUGUUUCUGUUUCUACAUCAUAGUCAGAUCUCAUAAACCUCUGUUUGGACUAGUGAAGAACUGAACUGGUAGAUGUAGAAGAUAGAGGGAUGGAUUAUAGUCCGAUUGCUUUAUGAUGAAGUCAUAAAUCCUUCUGUGACAAGAAAAUAUGUUUCCUUACUAUUAUAGUUCUGUGAAAUUUCGUAUCCGCAAUUCAUAUGAAAGCUCCUUCACUCGGAACAAUUAAA
Molecule: messenger RNA, 648 nt
Organism: Sesamum indicum (sesame)
Lineage: Eukaryota; Viridiplantae; Streptophyta; Magnoliopsida; Lamiales; Pedaliaceae
Source: RefSeq, a predicted model, not a curated record